UUAACCUUAGCCUUCAGACUUUGAGUUUACAUAUCGGACGGAUUUGAGUGGCAAACAAAUUCGUUGGUAGGUCGCUGUGGUGUUCGCUGUUCAGUGUAUUCCAGCGACAAUUACGUUUAUACGACUGAAGAUGAACGGAACAAAGAUAAAUGCCGAUUUGCAAAAGGAAAGGGCGAAAUGUACGUUCGACCCCAAGGAAUUAACGCACUUUUUGGACGGGAGCGAAUUGAAAACGAAAGAACGAAAAGAAAGAGAACAAUUCUUCCUCGAAGAUCCCGAACUCAAGUCAAAAGUGCCUAUGGAAUAUCUGAGCCACAAAGAAAAAUACGAAGAAAAUGUUCGAAAAGCUUGUGUAAUAUUUCGUAAAGUGCAGGAAUUGCAGAACGCUGGUAAAGCUGGGAUGGAAAACUACAGAGAAAUAUUAGGUGGCCAACUAGGAUCGGCGAUUUUACCAGAUGGCAAUCCGCUUACGCUGCACUACGUUAUGUUUAUACCCACUUUAUUGGGCCAAGGAAGUGUGGAACAACAAGGUGAAUGGCUAAAUAAAGCAUGGAACUGUCAAAUUGUUGGAACAUACGCACAGACAGAACUUGGCCACGGUACUUUCAUCAGAGGGCUCGAAACAACUGCCACGUACGAUCCAAAAACUGAGGAAUUCAUACUGAAUAGUCCAACCCUAACUUCGUAUAAAUGGUGGCCCGGUGGAUUGGGCCAUUCUGCAAACUACGCCAUAGUGGUGGCUCAGCUGCACAGCCUCGGAAAAUGUCACGGAAUUCACCCUUUUAUCGUUCAGUUGAGGGACGAAGAUACUCACAUGCCACUCGAGGGAAUCAUUAUAGGCGAAAUUGGUUGUAAGUUGGGCAUGAACGGAACGAACAACGGUUACCUGGGUUUCAAGAACGUGAGAAUUCCGAGGAUGCACAUGCUGAUGAAGAACAGCCAAAUUCUGCCUGAUGGCACAUACAUCAAAUCUCCCAGCAGCAAACUGACCUAUGGUACAAUGAUCUUUGUGAGGGUGAUGCUUGUUGCUGACGCUGCUUGUUAUCUAAGAAAAGCUGUCACAAUUGCUACCCGGUAUAGCGCCGUUCGUCAUCAGUCGCAGAUUAAACCAGACGAACCUGAACCUCAAAUUUUGGAUUUCGUGACUCAACAAUACAAACUGUUCCCCUUGAUAGCCACGAUUUUUGCUUUUCGAUUUUCUGCCAACUGGUUGUGGGAGGUGUACAACGAAGUGACGUCAGAGUUAGAAGCUGGAAAGUUGAGGAAUUUACCGGAACUUCAUGCUAUGGCUUGCUGUCUGAAGGCGGUCUGCACGGCAGAUGCAGCAAAUGGCGUAGAGCUUUGUAGGUUAUCUUGUGGAGGUCACGGUUACAUGACCUCUUCAAAUUUGCCCAAUACCUAUGGUUUGGUGACUGCGAUGUGCACGUACGAAGGAGAAAAUACCGUUUUACUUCUACAAACUGCCAGAUUCUUGAUUAAAUCAUGGCAAAAUAAAGAAGAAAUAGUAAAUUUGGAUACCGUUGAUUAUCUCUGUAAACCAGAGGUUAGACCAUUCGAGAAAUCGGUGAAUUGGAUCAUUUCCGCCAUGAAGCUAGUUGCAGCAAGAAAAGUUGAACUAGCUGCCCAAAACAUCGACCGCCGAGUGAAGACAGGAAAGGUCUAUGAAGAUGCUUGGAACGAAACAUCUGUUGAACUUGUUAGUGCUGCAGAUUCUCAUGGAAGAGCUUUCAUCUUACAAACAUACGCAAAUACUGUAGCAAGCAUAAAUACUCUAUCUCCACAAUUAAAAGAAGUGAUAGUUCAGCUCCAGCAACUAUAUACAGUAUACACUGCUUUGAGAUGUGUCGGGGACAUUUUAAGGUUCACCGCUUGUCAAGGGAAGGAUAUCAGCGUUUUACAAUCGUGGUUGGAAGAACUUUUAGCGGCUAUCAGACCGAAUGCAGUGGGAAUAGUAGAUGGUUUCGAUAUAUCAGAUGAAAUUCUAGCCUCAGCCCUGGGUGCCUAUGACGGUAAUGUCUACGAGAGGCUUUUUGAGGAAGCUUCAAAGAGCCCCUUAAACGCUGAGCCUGUGAAUAAAUCUUUCCAACAAUACUUGAGGCCCUUCCUCAAAUCAAAUUUAUAAUGAUAUUUUAGGAAAUUUUACCGGGGGACCAGUCAUAGUAUAAUUGAGUGUUUUUAGUUAAGUUCUUCAUUGAAUUUCUUGGGCGUGUUCACAUUUGAACUUCUAUUUCACUAAACAGUAUUUUAGAAAAAUUUCUCGGUUGAAGUGGCUUAUUUUAUAUAGUCGACAGAGAGUAGGUUUAACUGGUCGAAGAUAUAUAGGUGAUAUAAAGAAGUAAUUGUUAAUAUAUUUUUAUAAUUAGUUAUUAAUAACAGAUUUAUUUUGUGUUGCUGCUUCAAAUUACUUUAUUCAUGGUGCAUGAUCAAUUCACAAAUAUAUUGUACCAAAAAAUAGUUGAAUGAACAAGUCAAAUGAUGAAUGUAUAAAACAACAGAAAUAGUUCUUUUAUACCUAUAUCCAGUCAAUCAUCACGCAUAAGUUUCAUUCCUACAUUCCACAAUGUUCAUCCUUUUAUCUCGCAGUGGUUCAUCUCUUGUGAUAUAAUAAUUAUAUUUUAUUAUAACCUUUCACUUUUAUAUUCACUUUUUAGUGCCUCGUCCAAACUCUAUGGCAAUAUUGAGAAAAUACGAUUAUAGUAUUCAAGUCCAAAGAAAACUCAUCCAUGACUACAUUCGUUAUGGUUUUAUUUUUUUUUUUGUACAGUAACUGUUAUUUAAUCCAUGUCCCCAUACUGUUACGAGUAUAUUGCGUCCUUUUUGUGAAAUUUUUUUAUUCCACAUAAAAUAUUACUCAUUUCAAUGCGAUAUUUUUGAAAAAUAUGAAAUCACAAUGAAUAAAUAUAGUGAAAA
Molecule: messenger RNA, 2910 nt
Organism: Coccinella septempunctata (seven-spotted ladybird)
Lineage: Eukaryota; Metazoa; Arthropoda; Insecta; Coleoptera; Coccinellidae
Product: probable peroxisomal acyl-coenzyme A oxidase 1
Exons: 10
Coding region: 131-2122 (663 amino acids)
Biological process (GO): fatty acid beta-oxidation using acyl-CoA oxidase; lipid homeostasis
Cellular component (GO): peroxisome
Molecular function (GO): FAD binding; fatty acid binding; acyl-CoA oxidase activity
Source: RefSeq, a predicted model, not a curated record